Messenger RNA from Linum tenue, 1588 nucleotides. NCBI's taxonomy places the organism in Eukaryota, Viridiplantae, Streptophyta, Magnoliopsida, Malpighiales, Linaceae. The record is from the annotation of a GenBank genome assembly.
CACAUUCCCUCCAACACACUUCUCUCUCUCUCUCUCAAACCCAAAUGGCAAUCAAACUCUCCCUUCUUCUCCUCUUAGCUCUCCUCCAAUUCCCAACCCACAUUUCCACUUCCCCUGUUUCAGACCCUGAAUCAGUUGCAGAGGAAGUAGACAGGAGCAUAAGAAAUGCGACGGAUGGAAGAAGGAGCUUGGGAUUCCUGUCCUGCAAAACAGGGAACCCGAUCGACGACUGCUGGCGAUGCGACCCGAAGUGGCACAAGAACCGCAAGCGCCUCGCCGACUGCGCAAUCGGGUUCGGCAAGCAAGCCAUCGGCGGUCGGGACGGCAAGUACUACACCGUGACCGACCCGGGCGACCACCCGGUCAAACCCAAACCGGGCACCCUGCGUUACGCCGCGAUCCAGAACGAGCCGCUCUGGAUCGUGUUCGCCCGCGACAUGGUCAUCAAGCUCAAAGCCGAGCUGAUGAUGAACUCGUUCAAGACGAUCGACGGCAGGGGCAGCUCCGUGCACAUAGCAGGAGGCCCCUGCAUCACGAUCCAGUAUGUGACGAAUGUUAUCAUCCACGGGAUCAACAUCCACGACUGUAAGAAGGGAGGCAACCUGUACGUUCGAGAUUCACCCGAACAUUUCGGGUGGAGGACCGUUUCGGAUGGGGAUGGGGUUUCGAUUUUCGGAGGGAGCCAUGUCUGGGUCGACCACUGCUCGCUGUCAAAUUGCGCGGACGGGUUGAUCGAUGCGAUCCACGGUUCGACCGCCAUCACGAUUUCAAACAAUUACAUGACACAUCAUAAUAAGGUGAUGUUGUUAGGGCACAACGACGGGUUCACUCGUGACCGGUCGAUGCAGGUCACGAUCGCGUUCAAUCAUUUCGGUGAAGGGCUGGUGCAGAGGAUGCCGAGGUGUAGGCACGGGUACUUCCAUGUCGUGAACAAUGACUACACGCACUGGCAAAUGUAUGCCAUCGGAGGGAGUGCUGCUCCCACGAUCAAUAGCCAAGGGAACCGGUUUCUGGCUCCGGAUGACCGGUUCAACAAAGAGGUAGUGACAAAGCGAGAGGUUGCAUCGGAGAGCGAGUGGAAGAAGUGGAACUGGAGAUCGCAGGGGGAUCUGUAUCUGAACGGCGCUUUCUUCACGAGGUCCGGCGCCGGAGCUUCUUCGAGCUACGCGAGGGCGUCGAGCUUGGCGGCUAGGCCGUCGAAUCUGGUGGCUUCCAUCACGGCCGGUGCUGGCUCGCUGAAGUGCAAGAAAGGUUCAUCCUGCUGAUUGGAAAGAAAAGAAAAGAAAAGAAUGUCCCUGAAACAGAGUGGCAGGGUUGAUUUGGUUAGAAAUUAGAACUACUAAUUGAUUUUGGGUUUUGGUGACAAUGAAAGAUGUUACUACGUGAAAAUCAAAAUAGUACAAAAUUGGAGGGAAGAAAAGAAAAGGAGCCUGUCCUAAUUGUACGUUGAUAAUUGGUGAGACAAGAAAGGGACAAGAGCUUUUUUUAUUAUUAUUAAAGGAAUUAUAAAUAAGCUUUAUUUUGUACACUUUUCUUAAGCUAUUAAUCCAAGUGUAUAUUAAUGGAGGCUAUCAGAAUUCACAGCCAU